This is a messenger RNA of Fusarium redolens, 1053 nucleotides long. RefSeq lists its product as uncharacterized. The record is from RefSeq and is a predicted model, not a curated record. The transcript has a single exon. Lineage: Eukaryota; Fungi; Ascomycota; Sordariomycetes; Hypocreales; Nectriaceae. The coding region runs from base 1 to 1053 and encodes 350 amino acids.
AUGCCCGAUGAAUUACCUUGUUGGAUGGCUACACGUCAGCGCCUACCGCCCAAAGACAGCUGGUCAGAUUUUGUAUUUGGCGUCUUGUUUCACCAUCCCCAUGCCCAGCCGAAGUGGUCUCAAUUGUAUUUUCUGCAGCUGUACCGGAGCUUCAGAGAGCUGUGGGGUGAUGUGAGCGUAUGGGCCGGCCAGUUUGAUAAGCACUUUGGCAUCAGGAUCGGCCAUUAUAUUCGAGUCAUGUUUAACACUGACCGCAGUAAAGAAGUUGGCACAAGUCAUGGUGAGGGGACGUGGUAUCAUGGUAAACCACCUUUCUUCCAGAUUCAGCUUUGGGCACCUUACUUUUCACCACCUCAGAGACAAAAGGGCAUACCUCUAUCUUCUGUAUACCAUUGCCUUCGAUACCCCGAUGGCCUAUCUCCUUCUAUUACGUCAAGUGUCCCAACUGCUCGAGACUUUCAGGCUCUUGAUGAGUUAAUUCGGGAGCACUGGAUUGAGAUUGUGGAUGACGUAGACGUUUUGUGUUCUGCUAGUCACUCUUAUAUCCGGCGCCAUUGUCGAUCGGCACUGCUCUACGUUCGGUUCCUUUCUGGCCCAACCUGGGGUCAGGAUGGAGGCGUAAGCUUCAUGCUGCCUUGGUCUAUUAAGCCACAAGAUAUCCAAGAUUGUGUAGAAGAGGACGUUUUCCGGGUUCCUGUCGUGCACAAAUCUAUACCAAAACAUAUGCUUGAAUCCAUAGUCAGCCAGCCAACGUUUUUCUUACCAACUCGAGAUAAUGUUCUCGGCUUACUUGAGACCAUAGAGUCAUUACCUGGUCACUCAGCGUCGUUUAUAGCACGACUUAGUUGGACUAAGUGCAGGAUGGACAAUGGUGGAGAUCAAUACGCCCUUCGUAGUCAUCUGGGGGUCAAGAAACAGGUUGCAGAACCUUCUGAUCGACGCCAGAUGCUUUUGGAGCAGUUCUUACGCCAGACGGAACCUCCAGAGACAGAAGCCACGUCUGAAAUAUACUUGACGUCGUGGUCGUUCAAGAAGGAAAUGAAUAUGAAGUGA